Molecule: messenger RNA, 3295 nt
Organism: Branchiostoma floridae (Florida lancelet)
Lineage: Eukaryota; Metazoa; Chordata; Leptocardii; Amphioxiformes; Branchiostomatidae
Product: sorting nexin-4-like
Exons: 15
Coding region: 115-1446 (443 amino acids)
Biological process (GO): protein transport
Molecular function (GO): phosphatidylinositol binding
Source: RefSeq, a predicted model, not a curated record
AUGUAAUGGAUAAAAUUGGCCAUAAGGUGAUUUUUACGCGUACAAUAAUAGGAUUGAAGUAUACCAUGUAUAGGGUAUACUACAAACUCCCUUGUCGCCCACACUAAGUUCAAAAUGGCGGACGUAGGUUCAGAUUCUGCACAGGAGGGUGGUUCUGAAGCCAGCACACCGAGUAGCAGCAAGCGGGUGACGUCGCUGCUCAGCGUGAUGGAGAUCUCGGUGACGGAGCCGGAGCGCCGUACGGGCGUGACCGCCAUUAACAUGAAGGAGACGUACACGGUUUAUCUGGUGGAGACAAGAAUCACAGACAUGAAGUCAGAACUGCUGCCUGAGACCUUUACGGAUGAGACCUUCUCCCUGUGGCGGCGCUACAGUGAGUUUGAGCUGCUGAGGAACUACCUGUGUGUGACCUACCCUGCUGUGGUCAUCCCUCCACUGCCUGAAAAAAAGAUCCACAUGAUGUGGCAGAAGUUGUCAGGAGGGGAGGACAAGUUUGACCCAGACUUUAUCGAGCGGCGCAGGGCGGGACUGGAGAGUUUCCUACUGAGGGUGGCGGCACACGGACAGCUGUCACAGGACAAAAUCUUCCACUGCUUCCUGCACCUGGGUGAAAAUUGGAAGGAAACAGUCUUGGCUACUGGCUAUCAGAACAAAAAAAUCUACUUGAUUCUAAGGACUGCUCAGAUGGACUCACGUCUGAAGACACUGAAUGCCCAGUUCAGACUGAAGAACCCAGAUAGACGUUUCCAAGACCUAAAGAACUACAGUAGUGAGCUGGAGGCCAACAUCGCUAACCUGCUGAAGAUCAGGGAGAGGCUUGCGGAGCGUCUUUACGGGAUCCACAAGAUCCACGCCAACUACGGGCGCGUGUUCAGCGAGUGGAGCGGUAUUGAGAAGGAGAUGGGGGACGGACUGCAGAGCGCCGGACACUUCAUGGACGUGUAUGCGGCUUCCAUAGACUCCAUGUUAGAGGAGGAGGACACGUAUGCUGAUGCCCUGAAGGAAUACCUGUACUUUGCUGAUGCUCUAAGAUCCAUAUGCAGAAAACAGGAGCUGCUACAGUAUGAGGUGGAAAAGUUGGAGGACAAGCUGGUCUAUCUGAAGGCACAGAAAGAACAGAUGGAGCAGGGGGGUGACGUGAAGAGUGGUUUCUCCCUGAAAGGCAUGACCACCAAACUGUUUGGGGCCGACACCCCGGAAACCAGAGACAAGAAGAUCAAACUACUGGAGGAACAGACCCAGCAAACUGAGGAGCAGCUUCAGGCCGCCAAAUGGGAACUCAGCACCUACAUUGAUCGGUCCCUACAAGACGUGGAGCGUUUCAAGCGACAGAAGGUUCGCGAUCUGCGGGAAAUCUUCAUCAACUACUCCAUCAUGCAGAUCAAACUCUGCAAAAAGGGUAUCUCCCUGUGGAACAAUACCAAGGAAUGCUUCACCAAGAUGUGACCUUUCAACUUUGACCCUGUGCAAUAGUACUCCCCCCUCCUUCAGUUCAGCUCAAAUCCAUUGAUGUUGUUGUGGUUAUUAUCAUUAUUAUUACGCAAGGAAAAAAAAAGAAUUAACUAGCGAUGUACACUUACGGCAGAUUUUAGUUAGCUUGCCAAGAGUUUUUAAGUCACGUCUGUUUGGUAAAAUAUACUUAGCAAUUUUUAAGCUUUAAAAGGGUAUGGUUGCAAUUGUAUAUCCAAGCAUUUGACAACUCAAUGAUACAACAUACACUGAAAAAUUGUUUAUUGGAAAAGACCCUACAUAAGAUUAGCCUGGGGCCAGCCUUUUCAACUUUUUGUCGCUCUCCCACUCGGUACAGUGGCUAAAAAGGCUGGCACCAGGCUAACAUAAGAUAGUAACCCCAGGAAUUUACCCUGAAGACAUUUCUUCAUCAAAUAAUGCAAAUUGCCACUACAAGUGGUUGCUUUUUUUGCUUGACGUUGGUUACAUGGAGUGAAAAGAUAUAGUAGUGGCAAAAUGUGAGGUAAAAGAAAGUUGAGGGUAGGGCUAAACUCAUUCAAUUGCUUAGGUCUUAGAUUUUAAAAAAGCGUAAUGUUAGUUUGAAAUAUCAACAUGAAAGCAAAGUCUGAGGGAUAAGUCUAUACCUUGGUACACACAGUUUCAGAUGCCAGUUUUCUUUCCAGCCCCCUGUUUUCAUGAUGUCUUCUCACCAAAAAUAAUGAUGUUCAAACCUAAGGGACAUUUGAUUAACUCAAAGAGUCACAAGUAGUAUACUUAAAAAUAUCUUCACACCAUGGAGCAAUGUGCUUUCAUACACCACAAUAGAAUAUUGCUUUGCUUGCUCAAAAUGUAGUUAUGUACCAUGUAUGAGCAAUGAUUGUAAUGUGACAGUGUCAAAGGUACCAUGUAAAAUUUAACAUAGUGUUGAAGAGGUUGAUCAGUCAGGUAUUACAGUAAGUAGAAUAUUUUUCAAUUACUUUUGAAAGGUAUGAACACGUACUUCCAAAUUUUCUCUGUCUUCACAAUACAUCUUGUUCACGUGACCUAGUGUCAAUAGUUACCUAUAGUCUUGCAAGAGCCUGAGAAAAUUUGUUAUGAGGUACAUGACAUUGUAUGUGUUUGAAGUCUCACUGAUAUUGAAGACUAUUCUAAAAUCAAAAUUCACCAUAAUGUCAAACAGCCUCUCCUAAAUCAGUUACACAUGUCUUGCUUUAAUUUGUAAGUGGUACAUGUAUUUGUGUCAGUGCUAAGUAAUAGUUUUAAAUGCUGCAACAAGUCUUAAUUACAAUUUUCACAGAAAAGCGCAAUCAUAGGCAUUCCAGCAUAUAAAAGCAAGGCAGUCUUAGGGAUGUAUCUCAGUAGACACAGUGCACAAAAAAGUCACAAUUUUAGGUGACAAAAUGUUUUUGUUUGCUCCACUUUGUGAAUGCCUGGUUUGAUAUGACCUACAUUGUAGUACAGUGAGAUACCCACUGAAAAAGGAAUUAUUGCACCAUGGAAAAGUUUUAUGAUAUUUGACAAUGUGCACUGCUAUAAUUAUUUCAUGUGAACUUAUAGUCAGUAAUUUCACACAGUUUUAAUAAUUUUUAUCAGUACAUGUAGUUAGAUGUAAGUGGUCGCUGCUUUAACCUAUUUCACUUUCCUUUGAUAUAGAAACAAUAAAAAUGAUAUGGACCAAAUUGAAGAAUGAAGAUGAUAUAAACAUAUAUAGAUAGAAUCUGUUGCACAAAUAAGCAAACCCAACUCAUUGCUUAGUACAUGUACAUGUUGAAUGUUAUAUCUCCUUUGUCUAAUAUACAUGUCCAAAAUGUCUGGAAUAAAAAUUGAACUUUUAAACUUCCAAAAA